AUGAAUCAAUCACAAUCAAUUCGCACUUCUUUUGACAAACAAUCCGAGAAAGAAAAAAGUGAGUCUCGACGUCGCUUAAGUGCUUCAAUCGAUGCGGCAAGAUUUCUUUUGAGACUAGGUUUGCCAUUUCGUGGGCAUGAUGAGAGUCAAUCUUCUACAAAUAGAGGUAUUUUUCUUGAGCUUUUGCAAUGGUAUGGAGAUAUUGAUCGGGAUGUUGGAAGCAUUAUAUUAGAAAAUGCUCCAAGAAAUGAAAUUAUGUGUUCUCCAAGUAUUCAAAAAGAUAUUGUUGAUGCUUGUGCUAAAGAAACAAUCAAAGCUAUCAUUGAAGACCUGGAUGGGGAUUUUUUCGAGAUACUAGUUGAUGAAUCAAAAGAUAUAUCACACAAGCAGCAAAUGGCACUUGUUUUGAGAUAUGUUAACAAAGAAAGCGAAGUCAUAGAGAGAUUUGUUGGUAUUGUUCAUGUUAGUAAUACAUCGGCUAUGUCGUUGAAAAAGGCAAUCUGCUCUUUUCUUUCUGAUCACUCAUUAAGUCCAACGCAAAUACGUGGGCAAGGUUAUGAUGGGGCUAGUAACAUGCAGGGAGAGCUAAAUAGUGUUAAGACUUCGAUUUUGAAUGAGUCUCCAUCAGAAUAUUGCAUUCACUGUUUCGCUCGCCAAUUGCAAUUAACACUUGUGGCUCUUGCAAAGAAGCAUUCAGAUGUAGAUGACUUUUUUUGUAUAGUUACUAAUGUCUUAAAUAUUGUUGGAGCAUCUUUUAAGCAUAGGGAUUUGCUUCGAGAAUAUCAAGCUGAAAAGUUAGAAGAAUAG
Nicotiana attenuata is the source of this 807-nucleotide messenger RNA. RefSeq names its product zinc finger MYM-type protein 1-like. Lineage: Eukaryota; Viridiplantae; Streptophyta; Magnoliopsida; Solanales; Solanaceae. Bases 1 to 807 code for a protein of 268 amino acids. The record is from RefSeq and is a predicted model, not a curated record. The transcript has a single exon.